UAUAUAUAGUACAUAUUCACACAUUGUUAUAAUCAAUUCAUUAUAACCAAUAAGUGUCCGGAGACUUAAGAAAUAAACUAUCAUCUCUCUCUAAGAAAUGGCAGCCACUUCAUUGGUCUCAACAAUCUCAAGAAGGUUGGAAGGUAAGGUAGCUUUGAUCACCGGAGGAGCCAGUGGGAUAGGCCGAAGAACUGCCGAAAUCUUCGCCCAACAUGGAGCCAAAUUAGUCAUAGCCGAUGUCCAAGACGAGCUUGGCCACUCCGUAUCCCAAUCUAUAUCAUCAUCAGGUGCCAAAAACGACGUCACUUAUGUCCACUGCGACGUAACAGACGAAAACCAAGUCAAAGCUGCGGUGGAAAAAGCCGUAAAAUCGUUCGGAAAGUUAGACAUAAUGUUCAACAACGCCGCCACAACUGGCGACAGCAAACUCCGACUCGUCGACAGCGACAAGGACGAUUUUGAGCGCAUCUUGCGAGUGAACAUCACAGGCGUCUUUCUCGGCAUCAAACACGCUGCCCAAGCCAUGAUCUCUGGCGGCAGCAUCAUAUCGACAGCUAGUAUUAGCGCGAGCUUGGGCGGCACAAGCUCGUACGCCUACACUUGCUCGAAAAGUGCAGUGUUGGGGCUGACGAGGAACGCCGCUGUGGAGUUGGGACAGUUUGGAAUAAGAGUCAACUGUGUGUCGCCGUUCGCAGUUGCAACGCCGAUGGUCAAGGAGUUCACUGGGCUUGGUGAGGAGGAGGUUGAGAGUUUGUCCGACGAGAUGGCUAACUUAAAGCAUGUGACGCUUAAGGCAGAUGAUAUUGCAAGUGCAGCUCUAUUUUUGGCUAGUGACGAUGGUCGAUACGUGAGUGGACAUAACCUGGUCGUUGAUGGAGGUUUCACUAUUGUUAAUCCUUAUAGUUCAAUGAUUCAACCUAAAAUUUAAUCACUCUGAAAUCAUUACUAUUAUUAAUUAUAUAUGUUAUGCUUAUGUGAUGAUUCAAUAAAUAUAUAUAAACGCUUUUCAAUGUUGUUUGAAAA
This is a messenger RNA of Humulus lupulus (European hop), 1023 nucleotides long. RefSeq names its product secoisolariciresinol dehydrogenase-like. Gene Ontology annotation, molecular function: oxidoreductase activity. Bases 98 to 928 code for a protein of 276 amino acids. The record is from RefSeq and is a predicted model, not a curated record. The transcript has 2 exons. NCBI's taxonomy places the organism in Eukaryota, Viridiplantae, Streptophyta, Magnoliopsida, Rosales, Cannabaceae.